Molecule: messenger RNA, 2817 nt
Organism: Parnassius apollo (apollo)
Lineage: Eukaryota; Metazoa; Arthropoda; Insecta; Lepidoptera; Papilionidae
Source: the annotation of a GenBank genome assembly
AUGUGCCAGUGCAAAGGAAUAUAUCAUGAAGGAAGCAAAAUUACUUUCAUACCUGACGCGGAAUCCAAGUAUUUUGGUUAUUCGGUUUUACUGAGUGAUAUGGGGCUCAUUAUCGGUGCACCAAAAGCAGCAAGCAGAGAUAACAGAAAUAUAUCACCGGGAUUGGUGUUUAACUGUCAGUUAGAAAACUUAGACGUACGGAACUCAACAUGUCAGCCUAUCGGAUUAAACAUAGACGGAUAUGGAAGCUUUUUCGCAAACGUGCUUAUGCCAAAAGAUUUCUUCAGAGAUGAUAUGUGGUUUGGUGCAACGAUUGCCAGUGUUCCGGAUGGAAAGCUAUUGAUAUGUGCCCCACGAUGGACGGUUCCGUACAGAGAAAAGCACCUCUUAGCGAACGGCGCGUGCUAUUUAAUAUCACAAAAGAGGGGGAUGACCUUACUGCCUCUGAAGGAAAUGAACCAUCAAGCCUUCAAAACAGACGGUUCUAGAAAAGAAUACGGGGAAUAUGGAACUCAUCUCAAUUUCUACGCAUACGCACAAGCGGGCAUAUCAAUUAAAGUGACAGAAAGUAAUUCUGUUAUAAUGGGUGCCCCUGGACUACUUCAAUGGACAGGCGGCAUUGUGGAUUAUCAGUUCCUUUCAGAUACACGUUCAUUGUUUUUUUCAAAACAACCAACUACAAAUCCAUAUUACACAAAAGAAUUAGGUCCAGACGAUUACUUUGGUUACAGCGUGGAGUCAGGAGUUUUUGGUGUUGACAAUAAAACUUUAUACUUAGCUGGAGCUCCCAGGUCAAAGUUAGGUUACGGACAGGUUUUGAUUUUCGAGCCUGCGCUUAGAGAACACGAUCCGUUAAAAGUAGUAUUGAGUCUUCGUGGGCCGCAGCUCGGUUCCUACUUCGGCGCAAGUCUGUGUUGCAUAGAUGUCAAUAGAGAUGGUUACCUAGAUCUCUUGGUGGGCGCACCGAACUAUGUGACUAAGGAGGGUGAACUACGUUACGACCAAGGCGCUGUUUUCAUUUAUCUGAAUGAAAGGCUGGGCAAUAACUUCACAUUACGGUUUGCAGGCUUUGUGUCAGGUUCUAAUAUGAAUGGAGCAAGAUUUGGGAGUGCUAUCGCAGAUUUAAAUGAUGUAGAUGGAGACGGUUACAGAGAUGUAGCUAUUGGCGCACCGUGGGAGAAUGAAGGACGUGGUGCUGUGUAUUUAUAUAGAGGAGCUGAAAAAGGUCUCCACAACCAUUAUGCACAGAAGAUUGUAGCAGAAAAUGCACUAAGUUUUGGAAUGUCCAUAUCAAAAGGUUUUGAUGUGGAUAGCAAUAACUGCAGUGAUUUGGCGAUCGGUGCAAUAAAUAGCGGUACAGCGUAUUUAUAUCGAUGUGUUCCAACAAUGGAAGUGCACGCUGUGAUAAAAGUUCCAGAUGCCAUGUACUUACCCCUUAAUGCUACAAAUUUUACCGCCUUAUUCUGUGUCGGAGCUCCGGAACAACUGAAAUGGCCACACGUCAAAAUAUCCCUACAAGCGAAGAUUACAGUGGAUCCGAACGGCGGCAGGGCCUGGAUAUCAGGAGACGCGGAGUAUCAGGUAUCCAUCAAACCUGGCAGUAACGCAUGCGAGGAACAAAUCGUAAAAGUUAUGCCUACAGCAGACUUGUCAAAACCAAUCACCUUAAUAUUUGAUUUAGAGCCGAAGAUGCUUUUAGAAGAUGGCUCAGCAAACUUUUUGCACAAUGAAGCACGACUGUCGGAGAGCUCACGCUUGCACUCGUCCUUUGAUAUUCAACUCAACAGGGACUGUGGAGAGGAUCUUAUUUGCAAGCCGUUGCUAGAAAUAGAUUUGAAAGCUUUAACCAGUCCAUAUGUUCCGGGAUCUGAAAGCAGACUGGGUGUACAAGUGACUGUGUUAAAUAAAGAUGAACCAGCGUAUGGUGCUAAAGUGUUUCUAACACUUCCAUCUUCACCUAAAAGAUUACCAAGUGCCUGUUCUUUAGAAGAGCUGAACGUUACUUGUGAAGUGCCAGCUCCUCUUCAUAGAAAUGAAUCUGUGUCUUGGGAAAUAGAAUUAGAAUUAGCGGAAAAAACUUCAGUUCCUCAUAAAUUGAUAAUUAAAGCAAAUCUAGAAGAUCCGCUACACAAAAAGAAUGACAGUGACAAAAUUACAAAAGAGCUUGCUAUUAUAAUAAAGCCAGAAGCUCUUUUUAAUGUCAGCGGGACAGCACUGCCAAAUAGGACCAUCACGAUCACUAGAGAUGAAUUAUCCAGCUCCGGAAAUAUAGCAUUCGUACAUUAUUUCGAGAUUACAAAUUUAGGACCAUCUCAUUGGUUCAAUUUGCCGGCUCAGAUAAAAAUUCCAGACAAGGUGAGCCUUUCCAACACUGUCGACGGAUGUUCAAAAGCUAUUGGUGGACUUCAAUGUUCUUGGUCGCUUCAUGCUCGGUCCUCUCAAACUAUUUCACUUUCAUUCAAGUUCCAUCUAAGCUUACAUGGUGACUACCUGGCAGCUAAUACGACACUCAACGCUACCUCUGCAAUAAUUUUGCUGUUAGAAAACCAAAAUAGUAGAAACGCAACUGUAACGACGACUCUGGUGUUAGACCCCGCACCGCCCAUCUGGCCGUUGAUAGUUGGCAUUGUAGCUGGUCUUUUAGUCCUCGCUACAAUAGUUUACGGUCUUUAUAAGUACGGAUUUUUCACAAGAAAGAAGCGAGAGGAUCUCAAGAGACUUCAAGAACAAAGCGACGACUCUAAUUCUCUCGCUGACUUAACACUUGAUGACAAUGAUAUGUGCACACAAGACAAACUCUUUGAGGAUUCUGAUUGA